GGGGGAGAAGCGGACCUGGCAACCCGCUGGCAGCCUGCAUGGCGAGCUGCCUGUGCGGAAGCAAAACUGGCAGGCAGGAACCGACAAAACGAACCUUCAUUUCGCUCCUCUUUUGAAUAUUGACAUUAAAGUGCGCGCUCAUUUUGGCUCUCCUGUGUCAGCAGUAGUUGUUUUCUGUGUUGUUGUUUUUCACCCCACCAAAACGCGAAAUCGCGAAACAAUUGUUUGGAUGUGACACUUCCGUGCGGACUUUUGUUUUUGUUUUUUGGUGGACCUUUUUCUUGUUGUUGUUGUUGUUGUUGUUGCGCAACAAGCAUGGACGUGCUGGCGAAUUACAGCAUUUUCCAGGAACUCCAACUGGUGCACGACACUGGUUAUUUCUCCGCGAUGCCUUCCCUGGAGGAGAACUGGCAGCAGACAUGUCUGGAGUUGGAGCGUUACCUCCAGACGGAGCCCAGAAGACUGUCGGAACUCCUGGACGAGGACCUGGACCGCCUCCUGGCGCCCGCCCUCACGCGGGGCAGCGACAGCUAUGAGGAGCUUACGGACCCCCUCCUGCCCAGUUUCCCGGCGCAGCCCAGCCCGCUCCCCAAAGUCCACGCCAAACUCCUUCAGACUCUGAAAGACAGCAAGGAUCAAGUCCUGGUGUCGGGUGUGAGCGCCGCACAGCUCAGCGCCGCCGUCACGUCGCUAACGCCGCCCUCUUCCCCCGAGUUGGGGCGACACCAGGGGAAACAGGCAGGUGGCGCGCUCACGCUCAAGCUGGUGGCCAAGAAGGAGGGCCUGGGGGCGGUCAAGUUGGUGGCAGCGCGGGCGCUGACGUCUCCCCCGCCGCCGCCGCCGGGCCCGGGGGAGGGGGCGCUCAGCGACGGGGAGCAGCGAGGCGGGCCCGGCCUGGUGCGAGACUCGACUGAGAACAAGAAGAGAAUACACAGGUGUCAGUUUAAUGGCUGCCGCAAGGUUUACACCAAGAGCUCACACCUCAAGGCACACCAGAGGACGCACACAGGCGAGAAGCCAUACAAGUGCUCAUGGGAAGGGUGUGAGUGGCGCUUUGCCCGCAGCGACGAGCUGACGCGACACUAUCGCAAACACACUGGAGCCAAGCCCUUCAAGUGCAACCAUUGCGACAGGUGUUUCUCCAGGUCCGACCACCUGGCGCUGCACAUGAAGCGCCAUGUCUGAAAGAGGCGGCACCACCCAGCAGGACAGAAUAACAAGAACAAGAAGGGAGGAAGAAGCCCGCCGACCACCGCGCGGCGUCUCGCGGAAGAGGAGGAGGAGGAGGAAUAGUUAGAUUGUUGCUUUUCAUUCACUUACACACACUCGCUGUUUUUAACACGCCGUCUUCGAACGCAUCACACCGGUUUAACUUCUUGACCUUUCUUAGAAAAAGUCGUCACAUGCUCGUCUUUGUACAGUCCAACUUUCUGGAUUUUGGUUUUGUGGCGUUUCCUCUCGAGAGCGCCAUCCAGUCCAAGAUAACUACACAAUCUGACAUCCCAGAGACUCGCCGCCAUCUUGCCGGCUCUCCUCCGACGCCAAUGACGCAACGGAAGCCGAUGCGUGGCACCUGGCGGGAGAAAAUGCGCAGCGCCACUUUGAUUUUUUUUCUACUGGGAGAACCACAAGGAUUCUUCUUGUUGAUGACAUUUGAGACACUUUUAGCUCUUUUUCUCAUUUGAAGAAAAAUGUCUUGGAACUCAGCAGAAUGUGAGAGGACUGGCCAAUCAAAGAAACAGGAACAGGGAGUGCUUCUUUUAAAACUUCCUGUUUGUGCCGCUGGAUGUGGGAGGUCACAAGGAACGUCGCUAAUUAGCUGCUAAGUUAGCUGCUGACGUAGCCGAAAUUAGCCUAUAUUAGCCGCUAACUUAACAGUAAACUUAGCCGCUAACUUGUUAGCUGAUGACUGCACUGACUGUUUUUCUAAUGUUCCGUGCUUUUUGCUACUGCUAAUGAAAAAAGAAAUCAAAAAAAAAAUGGAGAUAAACCACAAAAACAUUAUGAACAUGCACGCACACACACACACACACACUGUUGAUGUUCAAAUGGCUUUUCACAAUUUUUUUUUUCUGACGACAAAUGAUCUUAACCUGGUUUCCAUAGCAACCUUUUCUCGAUCAGCUUCUCUCAUGCUUUUCACUUUGGAAACAUCAACCGUGUGCGCUGGAAAGUUGCGCCUGCCUGGUGCCGUCGACGGCGUAAAAACCUGGAGGGCGGCACGGGAGGGUCCACAGUACAGCUUGGAACAAUCGAUACCAAAAACCUCCGGCGUGGAUUCACCAUUUUGAGGCAGCUCCACCACGUUCCCUUAUGGAGGAAAAGGGGGUACGAAAAAAAAUACACCGUCGUCCGUCAAAGCCAAUUUUCCCUCCGUUUGCUGUUGUGUGUAAAAGGUACCCAAGCGGAAAAGGCUGUUAAAGUGGACUAGCGAAUUUCCGUCUUUCUGAGGUAUGAUCAGAAGCGGGAUGACAGCUGUGUGGAAUUCCUAACACUGACACUCACUUUUCCAGCCUUUCUGCGUCAAAAGCAAUUGUCCAAAUAUUUUAUACUGCUUUGCUAGUUUCAACGUGAAAGGGGCUCAUAAUGAGACGUACAAUCACAGAGGGACGCCAGUUGCACUUUUCAAAGCACGAACGUGUGGCUGCGUCUGUGUAAAACCUCUUACUCGUAAUUUGGUCAUUACAAAACUCUUCAAAAUCAUUUUUUUUUUCCUGGCGCUUCGGCCUCGCUCGGCCUGCUUGUUUUGUUUCAGCUUGACUCCCCCGCUAGCUCCCGAUUAGCAUAAGCACUAGAGGUGUCACAAUUAAUUGAUUCAUCUUCAACUAAUCAAUCAUCAAAUUAAUACACAACUACUUUAAUAAGUGAUUCAUCAUUUAGAGCCAUUGUUUAACUAGAAAUUGUCCAAAUCCUCUCAUUUCAACCACUCAGCAGUAAACAUUCUCUGAUUUCUGUAGUCGUCCAUGAAAGCAGACUGAUAAACUUUGUGCUGAAUCAAAAUGAGACAUUUGCAAACAUCUGCUUUUGCUUUGGAAAACAACAAUCAACAUUUUUGCCGUUUUUCUGGCGGAUGUUACAGACCAAAGCUGGAGCUGGAAGCCUCAGAAGUGUAUAUCAAACUAGUAGGCCUUCAUUCGCAUGAAUCGGUACCCAAGAAGUUGAUCUCAGUUUCAAAAAGAUUGGUGAGUACAUCAUCACUCCCUCUCAUGUGAUAUUGAUUCAUUGUUGUUUAUUUGGUUUUGUUUCGUCAUUAAACUAUACCAAAUAAACAACAAUAAUCGGGAAAAAAAUGAUUUUGCAACUUUAAUGCAUCGUCAAUUUGUAUCCAAUUUUUCAAUGAAUUGAAAUGAUUGAUAGAAUAAUCGAUUCUAAAAAUAUUCAAUAGUGAUAGCGGUCCCUAACAUUUGUCAGAAAAUCAGCAAACAUGUUGAUCAUUGUUUUCCAAAGUAAAAGCAGAUGUUUGCAACUCUUAUUUUGAUUACACACAAAGUUAAUCCGUCUGCUUUCGUUGGAGGGCAACAGUAAUCUGAGAAUAGUUACUGUAUUGUUGUGAGGCAGAAAUCAAAUGAUUUGGACCAUAUUAAGGUUAAAAAAAGGUCUCUAAACAAUUAUUCAAUUAUUAAAAUAGUUGCUGAUUCAUUUGAUUAUCGAUUACUUGUCAAUUAAUCAAUUAAUUGUGACACCUCGAGUCCAAACCCUGUGGAUCCGUUUAGUGGGAGCUAACAAAUGAGUAGAUUAGCAUGAACAGCCGCUAUAUGCUAAAAACGGCCUUUUAGUGUAAAAUAAUGUGGCUUAUUUAGCCAGGGUAGAAGCUCGAGCUGUAGCUUUAGUGUAGUUACGUCAUGUUAACGUAAUGCAAGUAGCUACUAGUUAAUGGCUAGCUUAGCAUCGGCAAAGGACUUCUUCUGGUACACACAUAAAGAUAAUCGGGCUGUUUUUGUCCCGAUUUCACAACUGAUGACAAAUUCCAGGCUAUUUUAUGUCUACAAGACUAUCCUGUAAAAUAAUCCUGUGGUCUGAGGUUUUUUAAGAGUGGUUUUGUCCUGAUAAUAGGGUACCACCCUGCAAAAACGCAAAAUCUUACGUAGUGAUUUUAUCUUAUUUUAGUAAAAAAAAAAAAACUUUUACCGUACUUAAAGAAAGUUUGACUUUUUUUCUAAAUUUUCAGCAAGAUGAAAAGACUUAUUUUAAGAAGCGUAAGAUUUUUUCACUUUAAACAAGACAUUUUCUCCGUAAGCGGAAAAUCUGUCAAUGGAACUCGUAUGAACUAACUUCUUAACAUUCUUAAAAUAAGAUGCUGUAUAUUAAAACAAGUCUUUUUAUCUUGCUGAAAAUUGAAAAGGCAAAACUCUCUUAAAAUAAGUACAGUACGAUGUUUUCACUAGAAAUAAGAUAAUUCACUCGGUAAGAUUUUGCGUUUUUACAGUGCAAACGGGUCGGGUUUGACAAUGGGAAACAUUAAACGUGCGAAAUAUCCAUCCAUCCAUCCAUUUUCUGAGCCGCUUCUCCUCACUAGGGUCGCGGACGUGCUGGAAUAUGUACGACCAAAAAUCUGACAUCUGCCGAGUCAUGACUAGGUCAAUUGUGAUGUGGAGUGCAAUGGAGCUAAUCAAGAAGCAACCUGACUGACGAACAAGGAAGCAGCCGCAAAUAAAAACAAGCAUGUCCUACCCGAUAUCCAUCCAUCCAUCCAUCCAUCUAUUCCCUUAACCAGUUAUCCUCACUAGGGCAGGGCACAUAUAAACAAACAACCAAUCGCACUUACAGACAAUCUAGAGUCUUUAAUUAACCUUCGACAACGCAACAAACAUUGGCGCAAUAUUUCUGGUAGCCUGUAAAAUCAGGCCUUCAAAAUAAAAGCAUACCAGUAAAAUGACAGAGUUCACACACCCAAAACACAAAAGACCGCCGCACCUCAGAAAUGGAGGACAAGCUCGUGAAGCUGCGGGAAGCCUGAGAUUUAAUGUCUCUGGCAAGUUUUUCCACAAUUUUGUUGUUGUUGUUCAGGAUUUUUCUGUGAGAAAUAGUCCCAGGGCCACCAUAAUUUAUUUUUCUCGUUUGUCCUAUUCGACGUUGCGGUGCUGUUGCCUCUUCAUUUUUGUUAGAUCACAUUUGAUCAUGCAAGAGUUCUGUCUUGGCGGACUGGAUCCAGGAUCGGCAGUGAAACAGAAUCUUUGUGUGUGUGGUGUUCUGUGUUUACUUUAUCAGAGCACACCACACACAGUAUGACAAAAAUUGUUAAAUGCCUGAUUUAUUUGUAUUUUAUUUCCAUCUUCAUGUGUAACAGAUAAACAAUCUUUUAAGAUUUGAAAAAUCCUUAUGUGUGUACCAGGCCUAAAUUUAGGUUAGGAUUGUUGACUCCGAAGGAUUCCAAAGAGAGACUCACCAGCCAAUCGUGGUGCAGGACUGCCUGAAGGAGGCGGGGCCAUCUCACCAGUUGCCAGCUGCGUCUGUUAGCUUUUGUACAUAGCGUGACUUCCUGAGCCACUUCCUGCUUUAGUUGUCGCCAACGUUCCACUACGUAUGUGAUCACACUUGCUGCACUGCUAGCGUAGUCUCGUCGCACAUCCACGCCUCGCCACCAGGGCGACAACGCGUCGCAUACCAGUCAAUCAAAUGCCUUGACACUCAGUCACGUGACUCUCUUGGCGUCGCUGCUAUCACAUGACUCACUAGCGUCAUUAGCAUCAUUAGUGUGUGUUUGUUUAGCACCUUUUUAUAACCCAAACAUACCACAAAUGUUUUUUUUUUGUUUUUGUUUUGUUUUUUGUUUUUUUUUUGGGGGGGGGGGGAAAUCUGUCACCAAAUAUGUUGAGAAUUCCCGGAAAAGUCACUCGAAACAUUUUGGUUUUAUGAGCUAAGUGGUACUACAACAGAGCGAGCUCAUGCUAGGCAUUCACAUGGAUUUUUCUUUUAUUCAUUUUUUUCGACAUUAAAUAAAAAAAACCUUAAAAAGUGACAGAUUUUGUGAAAAUACUCAAAUCAACAAGAUUUUAGCUGUGGUCACUGAGUCCCAAAGCAGAGACGCACUAGCAUCAUUAGCGUAUGUUUGUUUUGCAACAUUUUACACACUGAACACACCCCAACUUUUUUCAACGAAUCUGGCCAAAAAUAAAUAAAGAAAUAAAUCAAACCAUCAUAAGUGGGAACAAUGAAAUUGUUUUAUUUGAAUUUGAACAUUUUUUUUCUCAAAAUAUUUUGCUAUGAAAUUCUAACAAAAGAAAUGUUGACCCCCACUGAAGUUAGUGGCGCCCACCAAAGAAGCAAAUUGGUACUGCAACAGCGUGCUCGUUUGCUCAUUAAAGGCAUUCAAAUAAUUUUCUCAUCAACACUUUGAUAAUAUGUUUGAACAUCAAUUAACAUGACGUAACAUGACGUUUUUCAGGAAAAAAAUACUCAGAUCAAAUCAGUUUUCUUUGUGGUCACCGAGUCCCAUAGCCGGCACCUUUUUUUGCUGUACAAAGUGUUGAAAUGAUAUGAUUUGUAUGAUACAACAUUAUGUUGUUUAUUGACGAGGGAGAGUUUAUUUUUGUUACUGAAUGUGUUUGAUAAUUGUUUUUUUCUAAAUUGGUAUUGUAUCAUAUCUAUGCAACGCGUGUUCAGUGGAGCCUUUUUAUUUAAGAAUGUACAAAUCUGUGUCAUAAAUGGUAGAAUCUCAA
Phycodurus eques (leafy seadragon) is the source of this 6659-nucleotide messenger RNA. Its product is annotated as Krueppel-like factor 7. Gene Ontology annotation, molecular function: RNA polymerase II cis-regulatory region sequence-specific DNA binding; DNA-binding transcription factor activity, RNA polymerase II-specific. The record is from RefSeq and is a predicted model, not a curated record. Bases 316 to 1185 code for a protein of 289 amino acids. The transcript is spliced from 4 exons. Gene Ontology annotation, biological process: regulation of transcription by RNA polymerase II. NCBI's taxonomy places the organism in Eukaryota, Metazoa, Chordata, Actinopteri, Syngnathiformes, Syngnathidae.